UUUAAGAGCCACAAUCGGCGCAAAUGCUCCAGUUGAUCAGGAUGCUCCAGCGGCUUUUUGUGCUCAUUUUGGUGGUGGCCAGCGUGCUUUCUAGUGAAGAUCGGGACUUCAGAAUCCGAACGAACCGGGUUUGGGAGGAAGAGGCUCCGGAGAAACAGUUCUCCGGACGGUGGCAGGACCUGGAAACAAAUCCCUACGACAAUGUGGUACAUUUCGACGGAGAAACCCAUUUGGCCAAUGUGAAGCAGCUUACGUUCGGCGGGAUGAACGCGGAGGGAUACUUCAGCUUUGAUAAUUCCAAGCUAACCCUUCAAGCUACAGGCUACGGUACCGACUGCGAUCAGAUCUACGAGCUCGAUCUGAACAUCGACCCGAGGCUGCAGACGUUGAGGAGAAUCAGUACCGGGCUGGGAGCCACUACGUGCUCGUAUUUCUACAAGGAAGCAGACAAUAAUCAUAGGCUUUAUGCUGGAAACUGGUGGAAUGUUAAGGUUGAUAACACCACCGACGUCUCCAAGACAUGCCCACCAAAGCAAUGUGCUAAUCCGCAAACCGACGAGCUGAAGCAUCUCUGCAAUACAAGUUACACCUGGGAUAUUUUCGCAGACUAUGAUAUUUUUAAGGUUGACCGAUACGGAAACUUCGUCCAACGCCUCACCGACUCCCCAGGUUACGACGCUGAAGGUGUAGUCUCGCCGGAUGGAACCAAAAUCGCAUUCACCUCUAUCCGAUCUGGAGACCUCGAGCUCUACAUAAUGGAUAUCGAUGGGAAGAACUUGAUUCAAAUCACCAAUGAACUUGGCUAUGAUGGAGGAUCCUUCUUCACUCCUGAUGGAAAACGGUUGAUCUUCCGUGCCAGCCGUCCAAAGAAUGAAACUGAAAUCGCAAAGUAUAAGAAGCUUCUGUCGUACAAUCUAGUGGAGCCAAUUGCCAUGGAGCUCUUCAUAGUUGACAUCGAUGGACAGAACUUACGGAAGAUCACGAAUCUCGGAGAAGCCAACUGGGCUCCGUAUAUGUUGAAUGACAAUAAGCGGAUCAUUUUCAGCAGUAACUAUGAUACCGCUGCAAAUGGAUUUGGAGCCUUCAGUUUAUACAUGGUGAACGACGACGGGACAGGCCUUCAGCAAAUCACAUUCGGACAGAAUCAAUUCAACUCGUUCGCCAUGCAGAGUUACGACGGGAAGAAGCUGGUUUGGGGGUCGAGUAGAAAUGGUACGAUGUAUGAGUUGAACUUGUUCAUCGCCGAUUGGAUCGACUAUCCGAGUAAUACAACGGUUGCUCCGGCUGCUCCAACAGUGACAACAACUACGCCAGGAACACCAUCAACGGCUGCUCCGGCUGCUCCAACAGUGACAACAACUACGCCAGGAACAACAACGUCACCAUCCGCACACCUAUCACUCCUGUCAAUGUUCUCACUUCUUCUAAUUGCAUGCCUCUACUAAUCUGAUUCCGUACUUUUUUGAAUGGUGGUGGUCUCGAGGAGGAUAAUUUUUUUUUUGUUGGUUUUUUAUCGAUUUUCUUAUGUAUUUUUAUGAAUAAAACUGAAAAAAAAUGGUUGUAUGCGAAA
This is a messenger RNA of Caenorhabditis elegans, 1570 nucleotides long. It is a transcript of the gene tag-10, whose product is annotated as Protein TolB. Bases 24 to 1445 code for a protein of 473 amino acids. The transcript has 7 exons. Lineage: Eukaryota; Metazoa; Nematoda; Chromadorea; Rhabditida; Rhabditidae. The record is from RefSeq and is marked reviewed.